Messenger RNA from Peronospora belbahrii, 786 nucleotides. Lineage: Eukaryota; Oomycota; Peronosporomycetes; Peronosporales; Peronosporaceae. The record is from the annotation of a GenBank genome assembly.
AUGGCUGUGGGAAAGAACAAACGCUUAACUAAGGGUAAAAAGGGUGGCAAGAAGAAAGUUGUGGACCCAUUUUCACGUAAGGACUGGUACGAUGUGAAAGCUCCUGCUAUCUUUUUGGACCGCAACUGUGGCAAAACCUUGGUCAAUCGUACGGCUGGUACCAAAAUUGCGUCAGAGGGACUUCGUGGCCGUGUGUUUGAAGUUUGCCUUGCUGACCUUAACAAGGACGAGGACCAGGCUUUCCGUAAGAUCCGCCUCUGUGCUGAGGAGAUCCAGGGCAAUCAGAUUGUCACUGGCUUUCACGGCAUGGACUUUACCCGUGAUAAGCUGUGCUCCCUUAUUCGCAAGUGGCAGACGCUUAUCGAGGCGUUUGUAGAUGUUAAGACCACUGAUGGCUACCUAGUGCGUCUAUUCUGCAUUGCGUUUACCAAAAAACGUCCGAACCAGAUCAAGAAGACUACGUACGCCAAGACGGCUCAGAUUCGUGCUAUUCGUAAGAAGAUGACAUCGAUCAUGACGGAGGAAGCUUCCAAGUGUGAUAUUAAGGACCUGUUCCUGAAGUUUGUGCCAGAAAUCAUUGGCAAGGAGAUUGAGAAGGCUACUCAGGGCAUUUACCCGCUCCAGAAUGUGUACAUUCGCAAGUGCAAGAUCCUCAAGAAGCCUAAGUUUGAUCUGGUACGUUUGAUGGAACUCCACGAAGGUGGUGCCGAGGAAAAGGGUGCUAAGGUUGCUCGUGAGGAGGACCAACUGGUCGAGUCGAUGGCUGGUGCUGGUGGUCGUCUAUAA